UCUCUUCUCUGAUCCUUUGGAAACCUUUGGUCGGAGAGAUCCGGGCCGUUCGAUUGGGAUCUGUGGGGAUCGGACGGAUGCCGAUCGCGGUGGAGGCCGGGGGCGUGGGGGUGGCCUGCGUGGCGAGCUGCGAGCUGCCGGUGGUGGCCGGAGUUCGGCUGGAGGUGUCGGAGUCUUCGAGCAGUUCGUCGAUCGGGGAGAAUAGUGAUGGGUCGGGGGCCGUAGGAUCGGGAUCGGACGGCGAGGAGGUGGAGAGCGGGUGUGGCGGGGCUUUGGAAGCUCUGGAUUCUUUAGAAGAGUUGUUGCCUAUUAGGAGAAGCAUCUCUAAAUUCUAUCAUGGAAAAUCCAAGUCCUUCACAACCCUUGCAGAUGCUACAUCUUGUUCCACAAAGGACUUCAUUAAACCAGAGAAUGCCUACACGCGCAAGCGCAAGAAUCUCCUUGCUUACCAUAUCACCUGGAACACAUCUAAUACCACAUCAAAAAGACCAGCCAUUGCAACAUCCAUGAACAAGAUCAACAACACCACAAGUUAUUGCAAUGGUGAACAAGCAUCACUCAAACCAGCUAAUAUUGCUUCAGUGAUUGGUUCUUCUGGAUUGAAGAAAUGUUGUCUUUCAAUGAGAUCAUACUCCAUGAUGAAUCUUCAAGUCACUUCAAAUUCCAGGCCUGCAAUUAGGCCUAAUAACAAUGAAAAAAUGUAAACUUACUCAUAGGCAUAUAUUUUUCUUGUAUUAUUACUCUUUUUUGAGUUCUAAUUAUCAAAGCUAAGUUCUACUUGGACUCA
Molecule: messenger RNA, 787 nt
Organism: Dioscorea cayenensis subsp. rotundata (Guinea yam)
Lineage: Eukaryota; Viridiplantae; Streptophyta; Magnoliopsida; Dioscoreales; Dioscoreaceae
Exons: 2
Coding region: 78-704 (208 amino acids)
Source: RefSeq, a predicted model, not a curated record